UUUUUUUUUUCCUCUUCUCUGGGGAAAAAAAAACCGACAAGAAAGCCCUUCUUGGGAUCCCACUGCCUUCCUGCCAACGGCACACGAUCAUCCACCACCGUCACCUACGUUUUUCAUUUAUCGUCGGUUUCUGCCUCUGUUUCCCACCCAGACCCAUCGAGAUUCCUCUCAGCCGUAACCGCCACCAUCGUCAGCAUUACAGCCGGGGACUGUGUGAUGAGGUCGCCCUGCAGCCGGGUUUCGGGUACAUUAAGAUAAGGCGGUUUUUGUGUUCGGGACGGUCCUCGCUUUCAGUUCGGUUUGACUUCUCGCUUUCCAAAGCCCUGUGAGCACCCCGAGUGUGUGAAGAAAUACACUACAGGAGAACGCAGCUACUACUGGGGCUGAGGGAAUCGCUGAUCCUGAAUCAUACACUGGAAAGAGAACUUCAAGUUACUAAUCCUUCACCCUGGGUAUCCGAUAUCAUGAGCCAGUUGUCUUACCAAGAGCAGUGCUCCGCAUUGAGAAUAUCCAUGAGCUCCGAUAUCCCGCACUGCGAUUUAAGGAUGCCAAAUAUAGGGUUCCAGAACCUUCCCCUUAAUAUCUACAUUGUGGUUUUUGGGACAGCCAUCUUUGUCUUCAUCCUCAGCCUCCUCUUCUGUUGCUACUUAAUAAGGUUACGGCACCAGGCGCACAAAGAGUUAUAUGCAUACAAACAAGUCAUUCAGAAGGAAAAAGUCAAAGAGCUAAAUUUGCAUGAGAUAUGUGCAGUGUGCCUGGAGGAGUUCAAACAGAAAGACGAGCUGGGGAUUUGUCCAUGUAAACAUGCCUUUCAUAGGAAGUGCCUCAUUAAGUGGUUGGAGGUGAGGAAAGUGUGCCCGCUGUGCAACAUGCCCGUCUUGCAGCUCGCCCAGCAGGCUGGCAGCACAGAUCCCGCUGUGCCAAUACAGCAGCCUCUGCCUGGCAUCGAGAACCUGGUGUAGCAGACUCAAACCAUCUCAAGCAGUACACUACAGACACACAAACACACACAUCCCAUCACUCAUACUCUCACCUGUACAGGUCCGCUAUGGUAUGAGUCUGUGGACAGAUGGAGAAACUGGAGUUACUGCGCAGAUACUCACAAAAACAGUGAAUCGGCAGCCAUCGUCAGCUCUUUAAUCUUUGCAUUGGUUCACAAAAGGAUUUCUUUAUCAGUUCUGACUGAUAAUCAACUGUUUUCCUGUUUUUCUUUUCGCGGACAAUGAAGAAGAGUUGAUCUAGAAAAAGUCUCCUGUCUUGGCCAUGAUUUGGUCGAUAACUUUUUCACAACCAAAGCACUUUUCUGGGGACACCAGCUAAAGACCAGGAUGAAAAAAAACAUAAAAGCCAAGAACUACAAUACACAAAAAAAUUUUUUUUUUUUUUUUUUUUAACAAGCACUUUAUGAGAAGUCAAACCUUAAUUGCUUGUGAUCGUAGUAGCAAGGUCAUGUUUUAUAUUUUUAUCAUUAACUAUUAUUUCUGUGCACAGUGCAAAACCACAUGGGUUUUCAUUUUUAAUUAGUAAACUUUGAUUUUUAAACAAAAAAAAACAAUAUAUAUCUCAAAGGGACAACAAUACUUACGUCGGAAGAUGUCAGGAAAUUUGGACAAUAGUUUCUGUUCAAAUUGCUCACACAUGAAAUAAUAACCUCAAAGCAACCUCGAAGACUUUACGUCUGACUAAAUGUGAAAGGUUUGAAUGUGUUGAAAGCCAGAAUUUUACACACAAACAUUAACUCUGACACACUUUAUGUAAAGCCUAUAGAAUUUGUUCCCUCAUCACCUGUUGUCAUUCAUAACAAUGUUACUGUUAUUAUCAUUUUUUACUACUCUGUCAAAACAGAAAGGUGAUACAGUGAACAAAUUUAUAUUUUCAUUAAAUGAAUUUACCGGGUAACUUCCUCUACAUACGAGUGCUAUUAGGCAAACGCAGGCUACAUGCUGCUGUCACCCCAGGAAUACUCAAGAUCUUUCUUUUCUUUUCUUUUCUUCUUUUUGGAAAAAUAUUUCAGGACCUCUCCAACAGAAAAUCAACAUUUCAAAUUACCUACUUCAACUACUGUGUUUAUCUAAGCAGUAUUAGUGUGUAUAACCUGCAUUGUCUAUAAAACUGUUUACAAAACAAACACCAGUAAUGAGGCGAUAUUAAAAAUCUAUAAAAUAACAUAAAUGUUCCAGUUUUAUCUUGCUCUGCAACCGCAUCGUUUUAUUUUUAUUGAAGCUGAGCUGUGUGAAUGUUACGAUGGCUUGAGACACUUCACAAAACAAAGCAACUAAUGUCAAACUGUUAUUUUGAUUUAUAUUAAACUAGCAUCACAUAUUCUGCAAGAAAGUGAUUGACAAUUCAUUUUAGGAUGAGAUCAGAAUGAACUCCUACUUAAAAUGUGCUGCGUACACAGUUCCAGUUAUCUUUGCUUCUACCCCAGUAGAGCAUUUCUAUUUUUUUUAAUUUUUUAUUUAUUAUAAUUUUUUGGUACAACUACAUUGAGUGAAUGAGUUAGCGGAUUGACACCUGCAUCACAAGUACUGCCCUCAGCAUAUCUUCUGGUUAAGAUACACACUACUUUGUAAAACACAUCUACAUGCACAGAGGGACGGGCACAAGCCUCCCCCCUGCCUGGGCUGCCAGAGAGUUGGUGGUCAGCAGGUUGUAAUGAAGCAGCAUUUUCAUUCAUACACUCACACAUACAGGGUAGUUCAGCUUUUUGGCUGCAGUAUUCUGGUGCUUUCGCCUCUCUCUCUCUCUCUCUUUCUGUACGGUACAGGGUGCUUUUUGUGUUGUGCAACACAUACAGUAACUCUGAGCCCCGCUUUUGUGUAUGUUUUUUUUGUCCUCAUCUCUUUUUAGCUGCUUUUGAUAAAUGUGUUGUGGGUGGGGAAAUGUGCUGAUGUAAAAGGGGGCUAAAAAAAAAAAAGCUGUGCUUCACAGUGAUGGACCCAAGAUAAGUUGGAGAUUGUCUUUUACCUGUGACAUGUAUUGUCCAAUGACAAUCGUACAUUAGUUUUAAAGGCACAAUCUGUGAUCCAAGUAAAAUAAAAUCAAAUAAAUAAGAGUUGUCCCACUACUUAAAAAAGGAACAAAAACAACCAAAAAGGCUUUUAUUUUGAAUUCUGAUAAAUGGAGAAGGACACCAAAAUCUAAUUUCCAUCUAUAACUCAAAGUCUUCAAAUAUCUUUGUGAAUAUACAAAGCCUCAGAUUUAAACAGUAAAAAUAAUUACUGCCUUUACCACACUUUAUUCCCCAUUAGGUUUUAUUGUCUAACACCAAACACUGUCAUGGACAGCGUUGCGCAGGUUCCCAACACAUGGGCGGUUUGACAAGUGACAAUGUGUUUCACCCUCCGUGGCAGAAAAGCAUUGUUACUCUCAUCUCUGUGGUUUGAAUGUUUCAUCUCUGUUGAAUGUCUGCCCGCACCCCACAGUGACGACCUUUUCAAUGGGGUCAGAGCAUGCAGCAAGGUGAAAAAUGUCAACGUUUAGAUGAGAGCAAAAGCAGGAUUUCUCUGUCCUGUGUGUAGCGUUUCAGUUCGUUUUUACAUGCCCUAGAAGAACUCCGAUCCCCAUAUAUUAUGCAGUGCUACACUACCACUGAUGAAAAGACUAUUAACACUUCAAACUAAAAUUCAAAGAAACAUUUCGUCCGCAUUACCCCUAUUUGAACAAAAACUGCCUCAAUCAUUUAAAAAAAAUAAAACUAAACAAUACCAUGUUGAUUAGCAAUAUCACAACCUCUUCACUCUAGUGAAUUGAUGAUUUAAUUCGUGAUUGAAGUACAUCAUCUGGCCUAUCACUGAAAAGGUUGUGGUUUUAUGUUGAAUAAAAUAUGCAGCCUAAGCUAUGUUGCGUUAUGUAUGGUAUUCGGUACCUUCUCGCUUCUUAGUCUUUGAUUAUGAAGAGGCUCUGACUGUUUCAUAUAACACAUAUCUCACUGCAGAUGUUACAAAGUGAGACCAAACAUUCUUGGUCAUAAAUUAUUCCCCGAAACCUCACUGAUUAAACUAUAAGUCGACUACUAAUUCUGCCACUGUCCCCGAAAGAUGACAUAUUUGGUAGCUCAGUGCUAGUAACACAAGUCUUAAAGCUUUGUUCCGGCUAGCGGUUUUCUUUUUGAAUGUAUGGUUAAUGAGAGACAGAAAAGAAAAUUAGGAGACUUAAUGUGAAAGCAUGCUUUAUUGCAUUGUCAGGUAGCCACUGAUAUCACCAUUGUUAAAUGUAUAUAGACAGUAGUGUCAGUAGUUGUGUAUUUAUACAUAAGGUGCACAAGAAAUGCUCCUUCAUAUAAACUAAAUGGCAGCUGAACACUUCCUGCCAUUUGGCCAUCUUAAGUGUUGUGUUUGAUUAUAAACACUUUUAGCCUUUCCACCUACACUUCCCCGUUUCCCUCCUGUGUGCCGUCCUAAUCCCACUUCAAACAAAGUGCCAACCCAAAUUGAAGUCCGAGCCACCAAGAAAGAAGGUCCUGCUUUUUGAAAAGAAAAGAACAAGAGGGCAGAGUCUCUGUCAGAUAAUGGCCAAAAAAAAAAAAAAA
Molecule: messenger RNA, 4531 nt
Organism: Xiphias gladius (swordfish)
Lineage: Eukaryota; Metazoa; Chordata; Actinopteri; Istiophoriformes; Xiphiidae
Gene: rnf24
Product: ring finger protein 24
Exons: 7
Coding region: 465-962 (165 amino acids)
Cellular component (GO): endomembrane system
Molecular function (GO): zinc ion binding; ubiquitin protein ligase activity
Source: RefSeq, a predicted model, not a curated record